Messenger RNA from Parastagonospora nodorum SN15, 210 nucleotides. RefSeq lists its product as hypothetical. The record is from RefSeq and is a predicted model, not a curated record. Bases 1 to 210 code for a protein of 69 amino acids. The transcript is spliced from 2 exons. Lineage: Eukaryota; Fungi; Ascomycota; Dothideomycetes; Pleosporales; Phaeosphaeriaceae.
AUGUCGGAAGUAAAGACUAGGACCAGAAUAUGUUAUCGUGUCGAAAUAGAAAGCCUCGAGCAAAGCAAAUGGCUGGCACAUGACCUCAAUAUCAUUGGAAAGCGCGAACUUGCAUUUCUGGCUCAGCGGCCGUGUAAGAACUCGAUGGCUGGCCCACUACGCCUCAAUAUGAUAAUUGCGAUAUGCAUAGAGUCCUAUUACCAGCCAUAG